AUAUUUCUGAAGAAAAUGAAGAUUAUUAUUCUAAUAGUGAUUAUAUUAGUAUUGAAAAUGAGCUUGAUGAUAUAUUAGAAAAACAUACUAUCUAUAGAUCUAAUACAGAAUUAGAAUCUUUUAAUAAUAAUUCUGAUUUAAUUACUUUAUCAUCAAAUAUUAAUCAUAAUUCUGAAGAAUGA
Scutellospora calospora is the source of this 182-nucleotide messenger RNA. NCBI's taxonomy places the organism in Eukaryota, Fungi, Glomeromycota, Glomeromycetes, Diversisporales, Gigasporaceae. The record is from the annotation of a GenBank genome assembly.